GUGGAGCGGCUGCUCCCCUCCCCGUGGGGCCUUGGCGACCUGAGGCGGUGCAGAGUCUGCAGCAAUGAGAAGCCUGAGGCAGGGCCCAGAAUGGGUGGGCAGAGGCGGCCGCAAGGUCUUGCGCAUCUGGUUCGGCAAAAUGUCGGUGAAGGAGGGUGCCCAGCGCAAGUGGGCAGCACUGAAGGAGAAGCUGGGGCCGCAGGACUCGGACCCCACGGAGGCCAACCUGGAGAGCGCCGAGCCCGAGCUGUGCAUCCGGCUGCUGCAGAUGCCCUCUGUGGUCAACUACUCGGGGCUGCGCAAGCGGCUGGAGAGCAGCGAUGGCGGCUGGAUGGUGCAGUUCCUGGAGCAGAGUGGCUUGGACCUGCUGCUUGAGGCGUUGGCGCGGCUGUCAGGCCGCGGGGUGUCUCGCAUUGCUGACGCCCUUCUGCAGCUCACCUGUGUCAGCUGCGUGCGCGCCGUCCUGAACUCGCAGCCGGGCAUUGGGUACAUCCUCAGCAACCAGGGCUAUGUGCGCCAGCUCUCCCUGGCCCUGGACACAUCCAACGUGAUGGUCAAGAAGCAGGUGUUCGAGCUGCUGGCCGCCUUGUGCAUCUACUCACCUGAGGGCCACGCGCUGACGCUGGAUGCCCUAGACCACUACAAGACGGUGUGCAGCCAGCAGUACCGCUUCAGUGUCAUCAUGAACGAGCUGUCCGACAGUGACAACGUACCCUACGUCGUCACCCUGCUGAGUGUGAUCAAUGCCGUCAUCCUGGGCCCCGAGGACCUCCGCAUCCGCACCCAGCUGCGCUGCGAGUUCAUUGGGCUGCAGCUGCUGGACAUUCUGACCCGGCUGAGGGACCUGGAGGACGCCGACCUGCUGAUCCAGCUGGAGGCCUUUGAGGAGGCCAAGGCAGAGGACGAGGAGGAGCUGCUGCGCGUGUGUGAUGGCGUCAACAUGAACAGCCACCAGGAGGUUUUUGCCUCGCUCUUCCACAAGGUGAGCUGCUCCCCAGCGUCGGCCCAGUUGUUGUCUGUGCUGCAGGGCCUCCUGCACCUGGAGCCCUCUGGCCGCUCGGGUCAGCUGCUCUGGGAGGCCCUGGAGAGCCUGGUGAACCGGGCUGUGCUUCUGGCCAGUGAUGCCCAGGAGUGCACCCUGGAGGAAGUGGUCGAGCGGCUGCUGGCUGGCAAAGGGAGGCCUCGUCCGAGCCCCCUGGACCAGGCCCACAAGAGUGUCCAAGCUGACCUUGACCAGAAUCAGAGGGCCAUGCCCCCUGGAGACACUACUGCCCCCCGAGCUGGUGUAGGGGGUGCCUGGCAACCAGCAGUGGCUCCUGCUUGCCAGCGGGUGGCCAGCAUCCAGAGCUCCAGCGUGACAACUGUACAGCCCGCAGCGCCCCCACAGAGGACACCCAGCCCACCCCCACCUGUGCCCCUUCUCCCAGGCCCCACCACCAGGCCUCCCCUACACCCCCUGCCAGGCCUAGGGACUACACCUCCCCCUCCUCCCCUGCCCAGCUUGGAGGCUACGCCUCCCCCUCCCCCUCCUCCUCCCCUGCCCAACCUGGGGGCUACACCUCCCCCUCCUCCUCCCCUGCCCAACCUGGGGGCUACACCUCCCCCUCCUCCUCCCCUGCCCAACCUGGGGGCUACACCUCCCCCUCCUCCUCCCUUGCCCAACCUGGGGGCUACACCUCCCCCUCCUCCUCCCCUGCCCAGCCUAGGAGCUACAUCUCCCCCAGCACCCCCUCCACCCCCUCCCCCUCCCCCACUCAGCCUGGGGGCUAUGCCUCCCCCUCCCCCACCUCCCCCUCCCCUGCCCAGCCUGGGGGGCUCAUUUUCCUCAGCACCCCCACCCGCACCCCCCCUGCCUGGCUUUGGCAGUGCCCUGCCCCCACCCCCUCCUCCACUCCCAGGGUGCCCUCCCCCUCCCCCUCCCCUGUUACCUGGCACCUUGGGGCUCCCCAUGGCAGCUGGCGUGGAGGAGAUCAUUGUGGCGCAAGUGGACCAUGGCCUGGGCUCCACCUGGGUCCCCAGCCACCGCAGGGUGAACCCCCCAACACUGCGCAUGAAGAAGCUCAACUGGCAGAAGCUGCCAUCCAACGUGGCCCGAGAGCGCAACUCCAUGUGGGCCACACUGAGCGGCCCAGGCACCGAGCAGGUGGAGCCUGACUUCCCCAGCAUCGAGCGGCUCUUCUCCUUCCCGGUCGCCAAGCCCAAGGAGCCCACAGCUGCCCCGGCCAGGAAGGAGCCCAAGGAGGUCACUUUUCUGGAUGCCAAGAAGAGCCUGAACCUCAAUAUCUUCCUGAAGCAGUUUAAAUGCUCCAAUGAGGAGGUCACUGCCAUGAUCCGGGCUGGGGACACGGCCAAGUUCGAUGUGGAGGUUCUCAAACAACUCCUGAAGCUCCUUCCAGAGAAGCACGAGAUUGAGAACCUUCGGGCAUUCACAGAGGAGCGAGCCAAGCUGGCCAAUGCUGACCAGUUCUACGUUCUCCUGCUGGACAUUCCCUGCUACCAGCUCCGGAUCGAGUGCAUGCUGCUGUGUGAGGGCACGGCUGUUGUGCUGGACAUGGUUCGGCCCAAGGCCCAGCUGGUACUCAGCGCCUGUGACAGCCUGCUCAACAGCCACCGGCUGCCUGUCUUCUGCCAGCUGAUCCUGAAGAUCGGGAACUUCCUCAACUACGGCAGCCACACGGGGGAUGCUGACGGCUUCAAGAUCAGCACGCUGCUGAAGCUCACAGAGACCAAGUCACAGCAGAACCGUGUGACGCUACUGCACCACGUGCUGGAGGAAGUGGAAAAGAGCCACCCGGACCUGCUGCAGCUCCCUAGAGACCUGGAGCAGCCAUCCCAAGCAGCAGGGAUCAACGUGGAGAUCAUCCGCGCAGAGGCCAGUACCAACCUGAAGAAGCUGCUGGACGCGGAGCGGAAGCUGUCCACCUCCGCCCCUGAGGUGCAGGAGCAGUACAAGCAUCGCCUGCAGGCCAGCAUCACAGCCUCCCAAGAGCUGGACUCGGUGUUCAAGGCCAUUGAGCAGAGGAAGCUGGAGCUGGCCGACUACCUGUGCGAAGACCCCCAGCAGCUGUCCCUGGAGGACACGUUCAGCACCAUGAGGACCUUCCGGGACCUCUUCACAUGUUCCCUGAAGGAGAACAAGGACAGGAAGGAGCAGGUGGCGAAGGCAGAGAGGAGGAAGCGGCAGCUGGCAGAGGAGGAGGCACGGAGGCCGCAGGGCAAGGACGGGAAGCCUGGGAAGAAGGCGGCUGGGAGGCAGGAGGAGGUAUGCGUGAUUGAUGCCCUGCUGGCGGACAUCAGAAAGGGCUUCCAGCUGCGCAAGACCACCCGCGGCCGAGGGGAAGCCGAAGGAAGUGGCAGGCUGGCCGUGGCGGACCCCCUCAGGGCCCGGGAGCCUGCAGCUGCCAGUGACCCUGUGCAGGGCCCCACAGGUGGCACAGGCUGCCCCGCCCUAGAGCUGGACCUUCGUGCCGCAGUGAGCAGUGAGCCACAGGGCUGCGAUUCUCUGGACACAGUGACCCCCAGCCCAGCACCCUGUGGCGAGGAGAGUGGCCCACCGCCCGUGGAGCGGCGCUCCUCCUGGUACGUUGAUGCCAGUGACUUCCUGGACACCGAGGAUGCGCUGAGCACCUGCCCCUCCAAGGAGGCCUGGCCGGUGGCCUUGGGAGACUCUCACACGCUGAAGCCUCUGCAGUUCUCCAGCAAAGAGCCUCCAGGACCACAGAGUUCAGGACCCCAGGAUGCCGAGGACCCUGAAGCUUCUCAGGCCAGGGCAGACAGCACAAGCCAAGGACCGGAGGACAUAGGCCCUGGUGGGGACGAGGACAGGGAGGACACAGCCCCAGAGUCUGCACUGGACACAUCCUUGGACAAGUCCUUCUCCGAAGACAUGGUGACAGACUCCUCUGGGUCUGGCUCCCUCCCCAGGACCCGGGGCCAAACCUCGAAGGGCUCGAGCAAGCGGAGGAAGAAGCGUUCCUCUAGGAGCCAGGAGGAGGUUGCCCCUGAUUCUGAUGAUAAUAAAACAAAAAGGCUGUGUGUAAUCCAGUGAGGCCUCAGGCCCAAGCCCAAAGCCAAGUGAGAGGCGCACAGCCCUGGCACCGCAUGGCCCUGGACAUGCUGCUAGGAGGCUCCUCUGACCAGGCUGGGACUGGGCCCCGAGGAGCCCCCGAGGAACUCUGUGCCUUACCCAGCCGGGGGCCUUGAAGCCUCCUGGUGGUGUGGCCAGGACCCCACAGACUCCAGCGCUCAGGCCUGGCACCUCCUGCACCACCUGCACGCACACAGCUCGUGACCUGCUUCGUGACCUGACACCGCUCAUGCCCCGGUCUGUGGGCCCAGCACUGCUCUCCAGGUGCCUCGCCCUCGGGAGAUGUCGCCUACCCCUUCCUCCGUCAGCUCAGCCAGGGCAGUUUUGUGUGUGUGUGUGUGUUCUGGAGACAGACUCUUGAUAAGUUGCCCAAACUGGCCUCCAACUUGGGACCCUCCUGCCUCAGUGUCCUGUGUGGCUGGGGUUAUAGGCACGUGCCACCCCGCUCAGUGCUCAGCUGGUUUUUGAUCGGAAGACGUUUCAGCCUCUGUUUGAGUCUAUGCUGUCCAGAGGCAGCUGUGUUGGGGCAGUGCAGGAACUCCAGGCCUGAGCUGAGGCAGCCCAGUGGGCAGUGCCAUGGGCAGUGUGCCCAGCCCCUUAGGGUCACCGGGGGCUGCCCUGUGACCCUGCACCUCGAGUGGCCACCUCAUCAGCACCCUCCCAGGACCCGCUGCCCAGGGCCCAGGUGGACCACUGAGGCUGGAAGCAGAGGGACUUUGACCAAUAAAAAGCAAGCCUGGCCCAGCA
Molecule: messenger RNA, 4834 nt
Organism: Chinchilla lanigera (long-tailed chinchilla)
Lineage: Eukaryota; Metazoa; Chordata; Mammalia; Rodentia; Chinchillidae
Gene: Inf2
Product: inverted formin, FH2 and WH2 domain containing
Exons: 23
Coding region: 65-4048 (1327 amino acids)
Biological process (GO): actin cytoskeleton organization
Molecular function (GO): small GTPase binding; actin binding
Source: RefSeq, a predicted model, not a curated record